CAAAUGUGAAGCCAUAUGAAAAGCUGCUGUCUCACGGUUCUAUUCCUGAGUGACCUGGAUCUUCUCUUCCUCAUCCUCUCAUCCUCUUCCUCUCUGUGCUGUCCUUGUGCCUCAUGCAGCAGCUGAGGAUGAAUCGCAUCUGUUCGGUUUCAUUGAAUAAGUUGAGUGAAGUGUCAACAGUUUGUUCGCUCAACAUCUUCACGUCGGGGCAGCUCGUCUGACAAAUAAAACUUACACUUGGUAAAAUGUCCACAUUCAGAAUCUGUUUUCAUAAAAACAGCCUAAAAUGUCCUGUUUUCGACACAGACGGCUUUUGACGUAGUGGUGCACGACAUCAUCCCCACAGGAUGAACGCGUGUGGGCGGGGGCAUCCGGGAUAAAUAGAGCGCACCCCUGUUCGGUGCGUAAAUGCGCAGCGCCAGGCGCCAGAGGAUGAGUGUCUGUUAUGGAAAAUACGCCUCACGAAUUAAUUAGCAUCUGAUCGCUGCGUGACACGACUAAGGACGAGAUGAAAAUUGCUAGACUUCAUUUAAACCAAUGUCGGCAUUCAUUCUUUCACUAAUUCCAGCUGCACUGAGGGCGGCUUUGAACCUGAUCAAGGAGUUUUCCAUCAUUUCUCCGGUGAAGUUUUACUGGAUUCCAGGAUUCGUCUGCGCGUUCCGUCCCGCUGGAAGAGAAACGCGCCAUUGGCUGCGCGUAAUGUUGGGAUUCAUUUCCGCUGGGAUGCGUUUGCGGCACCGGAGCUAAAAUGAGCGCGUGCCGGACGCUGGCGGCGCUCAGCUGGCUGAUGCUGCUGGUGACGCGCGGCGGUGCAGUUUCCAGAUGUGAGGGCCGCGCCUGUAGCCCCCCCAUAGGGAACCUGGCCACUGGCAGGACCCUCCACACGCUUUCAGGCUGCUGUGGCGGCAGCUCCCACCGACACGGCCUGUGCCCCCAUCCCCCUCCGAUGCCCCACCUCUGCCCUAAGAACACCCACCCACCCACUCACAUGGCCGACGACCCGCUCCAGCAUCCGGAGACGUGGCCGGAGCCGGACGGAGGUACCGCCGCGCGGGCAAAGUAUGACGAGAUCCGCUUGGACCUGGAAACCAAGUUCUGUCUGUCCUAUGUGGUGUUGGUGUUCAGGGCGCCCCGGCCUGCCGCCAUGGCCAUCGAACGCUCAGUCGACCACGGAGCCACCUGGGAGCCCCUCAAGCUCUUUGCGCAGAACUGCAGCGCGGAGUUUGGUUUGCCUGAUGAUUUUAGCCAGCCGGGCUCCUUGUGCUCUUCCCGCUACACGAGCGCGACACCCUGCCGGGGGGGAGAGGUGAUAUUACGGACGCUAGACCCUGGCGCCGCCGACACACCGGACCCUUACUCUCCAGAGGGCCUCACCCGCCUCACCCUCACGAACCUCCGCAUCAGACUCUUAAAAGCUCAGGCCUGUCCAGGAUCCACAACCCCCCCCGGAGCGGGACCCCACCCCACAGAUACAGCUCCACCAUCACUACCCGCUGCAGAACACUCGGCUUCACCUUAUGCUAUUUCCACUUUACUGGCCAGAGGGACCUGCCUGUGCCACGGCCACGCUGAGCUGUGCGUGCCAGCCAACAGCGGCCCAGACACAGCACACAGCAACGUGGUGUCUGGUAGGUGUCUGUGUGCCCACCACACGGCCGGAAAUCACUGCGAGACGUGUGCCCCGCUCUACAACGACCGUCCCUGGAGACCGGCCAACGGCAGCAGCGGGGAGUCCAACCCGUGCCAGAAGUGUGAAUGCCACGGCCACGCAGAUAGCUGUCACUUCUCCCUGAAAGCGUGGCUUUCCUCUGGCGGCACCAGCGGCGGCGUUUGCGACGACUGCCGGCACAAUACCGCCGGGCGCAGGUGCCAUCGCUGUCGCCACGGCUACCGCCGCGACCCAUCCCUGCUGCCGAAUUCCCCUCACAGCUGCUCCCGCUGCUGGUGCGAUCCACAAGGCUCUUUGCCUUCACGUCCUGGAGAGGAGGGUCCGUGGUGCCAUCCCAGAAGUGGCCGAUGUCAGUGCAAACCUGGUGUGGGGGGACCAAGCUGUGGUCGCUGCCUUCCUGGCUACUGGGGCUUUGGAGAUGAAGGGUGCCAACACUGUGCGUGCCCUCACGGCUGUGAUCCAGCCACUGGCCGAUGCCUGGACAGCUAUACAAAUAACCAGGUCUUCAACGUGCCCAUUGGUGGAAAAGUCCCUGAUCUGGACAUGUUUCCAGUUGAAGAAAAUGUAAAGUGGUCCAAGGAGCUCGCUAUCUCCUCCCAACAUUACACAGGCCAAUGCAGCUGUAAGGAGAAGAGACCGAGGAGUGUAGCGGACCUCUGUAAGACCAAAUAUGAUUACGUGAUCAGGGCCAGUGUUCUAUCUGCUCACGACAAAGGCAGCCAUGCAGAAGUGCUGGUCAACGUUCACAGGAUCCUCCGAUCAGGCCGAGCGGCGCUGUACCUGGGGUCUAUUAGCAUCUAUCCUCUGUCCUGGACCAGCCGUGGUUGCACCUGUCCUAUACUAAACCCAGGCAAGCAGUACCUGCUGGCAGGCACAGAAGAGGCUGGAACGGGCCGUCUGCUGGUCACAAUGCAAAGUUUAGUGGUCCCAUGGACCCCGAGGCUGGGCCUUCUGUUGGAGGGCCUGAGGAGCAGAUGUCUGUGGUCUAAAGGGUGAGGUGCAGUAAUGGGAGACAUCUUCGACUCGACUGAGGUAGUGGACAGUUCAGAAAAAGGACUGAAAAAUCACUGGACCUCAGAAAGGAUCCAAGAUUACUACUUCUAGGGACUCUAGGUGACCAUACUGACGAAAGGUACUCACAACGUGUAGGUGUGUAAUAGAAUAAAGACUUGAACGUUUGGGUGGUCACACUAAACAUGUCGGCAUCUGGAUUUGUUUUUAUUUCAUCCUUCCUUGUUGGUUAUUCUGCAAGUCAGUAAUGCACCUGUAAAUAAUAAGUUAACUUGAUAUGGUUGCUUUUUUUAAUAGGAAAAAUAUAAAUCAUAAGUGUC
Molecule: messenger RNA, 3000 nt
Organism: Betta splendens (Siamese fighting fish)
Lineage: Eukaryota; Metazoa; Chordata; Actinopteri; Anabantiformes; Osphronemidae
Product: netrin-4
Exons: 10
Coding region: 749-2665 (638 amino acids)
Biological process (GO): cell migration; substrate adhesion-dependent cell spreading; basement membrane assembly
Cellular component (GO): laminin trimer
Molecular function (GO): protein binding
Source: RefSeq, a predicted model, not a curated record